Messenger RNA from Verticillium alfalfae VaMs.102, 216 nucleotides. Its product is annotated as PLA2G4B protein. The coding region runs from base 1 to 216 and encodes 71 amino acids. The record is from RefSeq and is a predicted model, not a curated record. Lineage: Eukaryota; Fungi; Ascomycota; Sordariomycetes; Glomerellales; Plectosphaerellaceae. Gene Ontology annotation, molecular function: 2-oxoglutarate-dependent dioxygenase activity. The transcript has a single exon.
AUGAUCGUUGUGCUCGAGCCCGGCGACAUGCUCUACCUGCCUGUCAUGUGGUACCACAAGGUCUCGCAGUUCUGCAUCCCCGAAGACGAGGGAUUUGUCCUCGCCGUCAACUACUGGUAUGACAUGGACUUUAGCGGGCCCCUCUACCCACUGAGCUCCUUCGUUCGUAACUCUGCCCUCAAAGCGCAGGCUGAAGCAGAAGGGCACGAGGUCUGA